Messenger RNA from Microstroma glucosiphilum, 1836 nucleotides. RefSeq lists its product as hypothetical. The coding region runs from base 1 to 1836 and encodes 611 amino acids. The record is from RefSeq and is a predicted model, not a curated record. The transcript is spliced from 3 exons. NCBI's taxonomy places the organism in Eukaryota, Fungi, Basidiomycota, Exobasidiomycetes, Microstromatales, Microstromataceae.
AUGAAACAGCAGCUGAUUGAUGGCCGUGGCCAGACCGGCUGCGAGCCCUUCCCUCGACUGCCACUCGAGCUUGUCCACCUCAUCUGUGCAUUUGCCUGCAAGACCACUUCCUCCUCGUCAUUCCCACACAUAGACUUCAGGACUACUCGUACCAUUGCGCUUGUGUCCAAGCGCCUGCAGCAAAUUGCGAUCCCGAUCCUCUACGGCGAUGUCACGCUGAGUAAACCUUCCGACCUCUGGCUCUAUGCUCGCACUGUGAACGAGAACUUUACCCUCGCCCUGGAGACACACACCUUAUGGGCCGGAGCGACCAGCGAAACUCUCCCACCCAUAUCUUGGUGGCCGCUCACCUACGAACCCUGCACUAUGAUUAGGUCCUCCAUCGCCGAUCCAGCUCGACUGCCCCGCGACGUGCCCGUAGGCCGAUUUUGGCCAGUGUCCCACAGUACCAGCGGGCAAUGGGCGGAAGAGGCAGUCAUCAACAUCCUUCAAGAAGCCUGUAAGUCAGUCGGAGGUAUCACAGACAAACCGGGGGUGGACCUCAAUCGUCACGCAUUCCUCACUCUGGAUGGACAGCAGCUCACCCGAGAUGAGUGGGUGGUCAGAGUCUUCGAGGUGCAAGAAGCACUCGACGAUUAUCUGCUAGAUCUACGCAACAGGCAGGAUACCACGAGGUCGUCCAAGAACGGUGCUAAGACGACUGUGCCCGGCACCGGUACCUACACAACAGCCUCCGCCUAUGUCCAGUCGGACGCUGAUAAGAGGAUCACCAAGCUGAGGGCUCGCCGCGAAUUCGACUGCUUCGAGCACCCCCUGAUGUAUGCACGCUCGGGGUCAGGAUUCUUCAUUUGGGAUGCGGUUCCGCCGCCAAUACCUUUCACCGAGGUCCCCGCCCACGAGGACGGCGCUUUCGCCAAUGAGGCCCGACCACUCGAUCCCGUCUAUCUCUUGACCACACUGGAGAGGCAUGAGGUGCCUCGUACUGAGGAAAUCGCAGAGUUUCUGGCCGCUAAGCCAUCGAUCGCCACCUUAUUGAUGGCGUUAGAAGAUGUCCUGUAUACUUCGAUUAGCAUUACGUCACUAGCUCUCACAGGCUGCCUUGAGACUUUGGUCACUUCUCGCAAGGCUUCCAGAGCACUGCCAGAAGUUCGUCUUUUGUCGCUGGGACCGUCGCCACCUCAGUGGGAUCCCAGAAUCUUCUUCCGAUAUCCAGAGCUCUCCAAGCUCGAAGAGCUUCACAUUACAGGCCGCAACUUGCACAUGAACGAGAGAAGGCAACUCUUGACACGGAUGCUACCAUUGGAGAAUCUGAAAAAGGUUGAAUGGAAUUGGUGGCCUCUACAGCGACUCAACAUGCCAGAGUUGUGGACGGACAGCAUUGGCAUUGCUGUUGGCCUCCACAGAGAAGACCCGAUCGCGACCCUGUGGUGGCUCGUGUGCGGUCCUGAGCUCUGGAUCAAGCCGGAUCGAGGGUACGCAGCAACAUUCCAUUUGACCGUGCGAGCCCACCACGAAGACGUGGCGGAUUUCCGUAGAGGGGCUCACCCGGAGCUGCUCAACCACCCUCGACUGACGAUGGUAGCAGCAAACACUCCACCAGCGCGUAAUCAACCAGCAGCUGGGUCACCAGCAGACGGGCUCGGCAAUGUUUUCGAGGAGAUCGCUGCCUUGAACAUCGAUGACGACGACGAUUCGCGAGCUAGGCGCAGGGAAGCAGAGGAAGUCGAUCCAAAAAGUCAUGUCGCGCGUGUCUUGGCCUUCGAACAGGUACGAGCCCGAUGGGAGGAGAGCAUCCGAGCUUCCCCACCUCCAAAAGGUCAAUGUGAGAAUAACUAG